This is a messenger RNA of Lecanosticta acicola, 819 nucleotides long. The record is from the annotation of a GenBank genome assembly. Lineage: Eukaryota; Fungi; Ascomycota; Dothideomycetes; Mycosphaerellales; Mycosphaerellaceae.
AUGGCCCAGGUCUUGCCCACCAAGGCCUUGUGCGGCGUCACCGUCCCCGACACCCCCCUCAUCGACGCCGCCCUCCACUUCGCCCGCCAAGUCUCCACCGAUUCCACCUACAAUCACAUCGUCCGCAGCUUCCUGCUCGGCUUCAUCAUCGCGGACAAGCUGCCUCACACCAAGCACCGCGACCGCGAGGUCCACGCCGUAGCCGCGAUCCUGCACGAUACCGGCUUCCCCCUCGGCCAUCCGCCGCACAGCCAAGUCAUCAGCGAUGACAAGCGAUUCGAGGUCGACGGGGCCAACGCGGCGCGAGACUUCCUGAAGAACGAGGGCAAGCCGGAAGAAUGGGACAAACACCGCCUUCAGCUGGUCUGGGACGCCAUCGCCCUCCACACCAUAGGCAGCGUGGUCUUCCACAAAGAGCCCGAGGUCCAGGCCUGCUCCUACGGCAUCUGGGCGGAUUUCCAAGGCCCGGAUCGCGUCCCGGGCGGCGUCUUGACCUGGGAUGAGUACAAUGCCACAGUCAGAGUGCGUUUCCCGCAUGACUUAUGCACAUGCCCUGAGAGAGACCCUUUCUGCCGUCUCCCGCCCUUUACUGUACUGACCCAUUGCCUGCCUGCCUAGGAGUAUCCUCGUCUGGGCUUGAUGAGGGAAUUGAAAGACAACAUGCUUCACCUCUGCAAGACCAAGCCCGGAACCACGUAUGAUAAUACGGUCGGCGAGUGGGGAGACCGCUACCUGCCGGCGGACGAGUAUAAUCGAACCCCCAACUUGACCCAGAACCUUCUCGAGACCUGUGAUCUCGACGAUAUCGAUCCAAAUUGA